AUGGCCUCUAUAAAGGCAAAAAUGGCUGGACCUGAUAAACUGCACCUGGAGAAACCUCACACGGUUCCAAGUUCUCUGGACAAGGAGGUAUACCCACUACAUUGGAGACCGGCCUCUGUGGAAGACCCUCCGGACAUAGGUGGACUGCCUUCAUUGGACGAUGCUCUCUAUCUCUUCGAAACGGUCAAACAUCACCUCGAUCAACAUUAUCGAUUCUUCAACGAAGACUGCUUCACACAGCAUCUGCAUGAAUUCUAUUCCACCAAUUCGCUCCAGAAAGCCACAGAAAACGGACUCUGGUUCGUGCAGUUUCUUCUUGUUCUUGCAUUUGGGAAUGCAUUUCUCCUUCGCACAAGAAGCGCUAGAGACCCGCCAGGCUCCAGGUUCUUCGUGCGCGCCAUGUCCCUUUUACCCGAUCAUACAACCAUUUGGAAAGAUGGGAUCUUAGCUGUUGAGGUUCUCGCACUUGCCGCGUUAUAUCUUUACUCUAUUGAUCAUCGUGAGGCAGCCCAUGUAUAUGUCGGCCAAGCGAUCAGGAUCGCACAACUAGACGGACUUCAUACGGAGCUCCCAGAGGAUGAACUGGGAAUCCAGACUGUGGCACGUUGCCGCAACCUUUGGUGGACACUUUACGUUAUGGAUCGCCAUAUCUCCUCAUCACUUGGGCUACCAUUCAUGACGCAGGAUAGCGACAUCACGACGGCAUUAAAGCCGGGUAUACCGGGAUCGCGGCAUGACACGACUCUCAGUCUACAUGUGAAGCUUUCCUAUCUAUUUUCGACAAUUUUAACGUCCGAUGAAAAGUGCGUGUUAGUAGCCACCCGGCCGCUACUUCUCUCUGUACUCAAGGAGCGCCUGGACCGAUUGGGCGGCAGAGAGGAUGACUGGCAAAGUUUCCUCGCCCCAACAAAAGCCUUAAUUUCGACAGGCAUCAAGUCGGCCCUUAAAACACUACAAAUACUUGCCGACGAGAAUAGCCAGCUUGAGGUUUUUCUCCCAUUUGAAAUGGAAGUUACAUACGGGGCUGCGAUUCAUCUCUUGAUAGCUAAUUCUCUGUUCCCCAAAGCAACGGACAAGGAUAACUUUAUCGAGGAGGCUCACAACGUUUUAGACGAGAUGAUCUUCAAGGGAAACAGACUUGCAACCGCGCGCAAGACAGAGCUUGCACAUCUUGAAGGUCUAUUCGCCGAGUUGACAGUUCGCGUUGAGCAGUAUGGCCUACAAACUCUGAGUCUUGCGACGCCUGAGCAGCUCCAUAGCAAUGUAGAAGGCCAACCGUCUCAUAUGCAAGUCCUCCACACCGAAGGACACCGCCAAUUUGACUUAGGGGGAAUACCCAAUUGUUUGGAUACAUCACCCUCCAUGCCAAAUCUGGCGGGUGGCGUCGAACUUCUGGAUGACAUUGGCAUAUCCUCGUACGAAUUUCUUUCGAUUAUAGACCAGAUCGGGGGAACAGAGCGCAGUAUUUUAGAUUCUAGAGCAUCAUGA
Molecule: messenger RNA, 1488 nt
Organism: Penicillium cataractarum
Lineage: Eukaryota; Fungi; Ascomycota; Eurotiomycetes; Eurotiales; Aspergillaceae
Product: fungal specific transcription factor domain-containing protein
Exons: 6
Coding region: 1-1488 (495 amino acids)
Biological process (GO): DNA-templated transcription; positive regulation of transcription by RNA polymerase II
Cellular component (GO): nucleus
Molecular function (GO): sequence-specific DNA binding; zinc ion binding
Source: RefSeq, a predicted model, not a curated record